AUGAAGAAUAAUGACAGAGGGAAAAAAGGAGAACCCAGAACUUUAUUUUAUUACGAGAUAUACAAGAAGUUAUUUGUUUAUUAUGAAUGUGCAAUAAAUGAGAAUGAGAGAAAGAAUAGAAAGUUUUUAAAAAAGAAGAAGAAGAGUAUUGAGUCAUUAAAGAAAUUACAAGAUGAUUUAAUAAUAUUUUUUGAUAAUAAUAUCGAUUUAAUGUGUGAUCCUUUUUCUUUUUUAACUUAUGAAGAAGAAGAUGUAAAUAAGACUGAGUUAAAAAAUUAUAUUAUUAGUAAUUAUCCAAAUUUAUUAAAUUAUAUGGAUGAGAUAAUAAAAUGUUCGAUUAUAUUAAAUAGGAAUGCUUAUUAUGUUUGUACAUUAUUUAAUGAUGUGUAUUUAAAAAUUGAAAAGAGUAAUAUAAAAAAUGAAAUAAUGAAAUGUACCUAUAUAUGUGAAGUAUUUAAAGAAUGUAUAGAAAAAGAGAAUUUAAUUAUUAUGAUAUAUAUGGAAAUAUUAAAAUAUAUAAAUAAAAAUGAAAGAAUAGGUGUAUCAUUAAAUAAUAAGAAUGAUGAGAAAUAUCAGAAAUAUGAAGAAACAAAUAUAAGCACAGAUAAAGAUGAUAAUAAUUCAAGUGAUGAUAAUAAUGGAAUAAUAAAAAAAAAUGAAGAAGUAAAAACUUCAAGUGUACAUAGUACUACAUCUAAUAUAAAUUCUGUAGGUAGCUUAAAUAUAUCGAAAACUGUUUGUGAAAAUAAUAUAAAUAAUAAUCGUGUUAACUCAGAUCGUUUUUCAUUAUAUAUAUUAAUUUUAUUAACACAAAAUGAUUUUAUAGAUAAUAUAUUUUUAGAAAUUGAUAGAAUCAUAAAAUUUUUAAUAAAAUAUGAUGAUAUAUGUGACCAAAUAAAUUAUGUAUUUAAUUAUAAAACACAUAAAAUAAAUAUCCUUUUUAAUUUAUUAGAUAUUCUGUUUUUAUAUUUUUCGAAAUUUCAAGCAACUACCCAAAUUAUAUCAAGAAUAUUUAAAUUAUUAAAUCAUCUGGUCUCAUCCAAAUAUUUUGAUUUUAUGCCUACGGAUCAGUAUGUUAAAGAACUAGAUAAUAUAUUAUUCUGGACAGAUUACAAAAAGAAAAAAAAAUUCUUUACAUAUCUAAAAAAUAUUAGAAGUAAUAAAAUUAUCUCCCAUAUUGAUGAUUAUUAUAAAUUGGAUAUAAACAUAUCGGAUGAUCCUUUUAUGACCAAAUUUAUGGAUUUCAACGAUUCAUCAGCCGUAAUGAAGAAUAAUAACACCAUCGCAGAUAAUAACAAUAUGAAUAAUAUAAACACUAACAUGGAUAGUAACAUGGAUAAUAAUAUAAACAAUAAUAUAAAUAGCAACAUAAAUAAUAAUAUAAAUAGCAACAUAAAUAAUAAUAUAAAUAGUAACAUAAAUAAUAAUAUAAAUAGUAACAUAAAUAAUAAUAACCCCUUGAGUAGUGCCACAAAUAUGUUUACAGGCACAAACAAUAAUACGAACCCUAAUAUAAACACCAGUGGUAUUCUGAAAAAUAACAAUUUUAACAUGCAGAGCUUACCACAAUCGAACUUUGGGAAUGAUAAUAAUGUUAUAAAAUCUAACGAGACGUCGACAAGUAGUAACAUGAGUAAUAACUUGCUGUCAAACUUAAAGACACAACAACAAAACAACAAUGCUAUAAAUACAAAUAUGCUAGGUUGUAAUCAAGAAAAGAAUGAAAAACAAGAUAGAAAUAUUAAUAUUAGUGUGAAGAAUACAAAUUCGGAAGUAAUAAGAGAUUUUCCUUUUGAUAUAAAUAAUUUAUGGAAAGAUAAAAAAAAAUGGAAUAUUUAUGAUCAAUAUAAUAAAAAUUAUAAUAACCUUGAAAAAUGUAUAGAUUGUAAUGGAUUUUGGUAUAAUUGUAAUUGUAGCUUAUCAGAUGGUAAUAUAUCUAGUUUAACCUUAACUACUCAAAUAAGCUUAUUAUUAAUUUUAUGCUUAUAUCCAAAUGUCGAUAAAUAUGUAUAUGAAAAGAAAAAAAAAAUACCUUCGGAUAUUAUAUCUAAUAAUAUAAAUAAUAAAUCAAGUGAUGAUAAAACAACAGAUAUUAUUAACGAUGGAAAAGAAAAAGUAAAUUUUUCCAAUUUUUAUAGUCCUGAUAUAUGGAAAUUCAAUUGUAUGAGUUCACAAAAAGAUUUAAAACAUUUAUUAAAUGUAAAAGAUAGUUAUUCAGUAAGUACAGAGUUUAUUAAUGAAAAUGUAUCUUAUUAUUAUGAUUUGUUUACCAAAAUUUUUGAGAAAAAUAAUAAAAAAAAAAAAAAUGCAAAAAUGGAUAACAAUAACAACAAUAAUAAUAAUAAUAAUAAUAAAAAUAAUGAUGAUGAUGAUUUUUGGAAUUAUGUAAAUAAAAGUGGUAAUCAUAUGUUAUUGAAAAAUAAUAAUAUUAAUAAUAAUGAUGAUGCUUUAGUAGAUAGUGUAUAUGGUGAUAUUGAAAAAUAUGUCCAAUAUAAUCAUAAUAAUAAUAGCGAAAAAAAUUGUUAUGAAAAUGUGAUUAUUUUAAAAUAUAUGGUAAGCUUAUUUUCUAAUAAUAAAGAUGAAAUAUUCGCUUCAAUUUUUGAAGAUAAUUUUUUUAAAGUCGCAUAUGAUGUUAUAUUAAAAAAAAUUACAAGUGCUACUUUAAUAGGGACCUUAAUAUUCCAUUUAUUUCAUAUGACAUUUUCCUUUUCAUUUAUAAAAAAUUACAAAACAACGGAUUUAUGGAACUCUCUUAUUGAUUAUCAUAUAAAAAGAGAUUUUCAUUCAAAAAAAAGAAACGCGCGUAUAGGAAAUCAUAUGACGGACAUGAACGAUGUGGAAUAUAAUAAAAAGAGCAUAGAUAGUAAAGGGAUGUUUUAUAAUACGCAUGGGUUUGUUAAGAUGAUGACGGAUGAUGAUAAAAGUUUUGGUGAUACUAAAGGUGUUGGUGAUACUAAAGGUUUUGGUGAUAAUAGUUUCCUUUUUAAUAAUAGAAGUGGUUAUGAUAUAUAUACAAAUAAUGAAAUUAAUAAUAAGAUGAGACAUGGGCUUGAUAAUAAUAAUAAUAAUAUUCAUUUGAAUAGUUCUUAUUAUAAUAAUAUAAUUUAUAUAUAUAAAAAGAAAGGAGAGUAUCUUAUUGACAUUCUUAAUUUUUUAAAAAUUUUAUGUAAUAACUACCCGCGCUUAGUUAAUAAAUAUGUAUGUAUAUUAAAAAAUAUUAUUAACAGAUAUCAUUCACGAAUUAUGGAAUUUUCAGAAAUUGACGAAACGAUUUAUCAUCACAAUUUAGAACAUAUGAAUCAAGAUAUAGAUCAUCGGGGGCAUGUGGAUGAUAUAGAAAAUGAUUUUUAUUAUCAUGGUCAUGGACCUAUGAAUAAAAAACAUUAUAUGGGAAAACAGAACAAAUUUUAUAAUAUAAAUGAAGAAAGACGUAUGGUUUUAAUGAAAUAUCGUAGUUUAAAAAUUGUAGCAGAAGAUAAAAUGAAAUUGUGUUUAGAUUUUUAUUCGGAUAUAUUUGUACAUGUUUUAGAUUUUGCAUCUGUAUUAUGUAAUAAUAUAUAUGAUUUAAGAGUAAUAGAAAAUGUAGUAUUAUGUUUUAAAACACCCCUUACAGCUAAUCUAAAUAUAUUUAAUUUAACGAAGAAAUUAUUUAAUCAAUUUAAUUGUGUUCUUGCAGGGAAAUAUCAUGAGUUUUCUAAAAUAACGAAUAAGCAGCAUAUGCACGAUAAAACAAGGAAUAAUAACAAUAUGAAAAAUGAUUUAGGUAUGAUGGAUUAUCAUAUAAAUAGUAUGAAAAGUAAUCACAUCAGUAGUAAUAAUAAUAACAACAACAAUAAUAAUAACAAUAACAACAACAAUAAUAAUAGUAACAAUAACAAUAAUGAUAAUAAUAGAAGUCGUUAUAGUAUUAGUAAUAACCAAUUGAAUCAUAUAAAAUUUCAUAAAGAUUUAUAUAAAAUUUUGUUAGAAAGAAAAAUUAUUAAUCCUUAUAAUAAUAUGUCCUCUUUACAAGAGGGAAAGAAUUCAUCAAAUAUAAAUGAUAAUUAUGAUGAUGAUUUUUUCUCAAAUUAUUAUUUUAUAUAUUUGUACUAUUUCAAAAUAAAUUUAUUACAGAAAAUAUUUCAACAAAAUAAUUUUUUAAAAGAUAUAUUAAGAAAUUACAAUAUAUUAGAUUUAUUAGAAAAGAAUAAUGUAUAUUUAAAUAAUUUAAUUAAGGAAAAUGGAUUGAUUGAAGAGCAUUUAAAAAAUAAGAAAAUCUUCCAAGAAUGUUUUCAAUCGUAUGAUAUAUUUAAUAAAAUGGUAUUAUCACAGAACGAUGAAUAUUCAAAUAGUAUAAGAGAUGCAAAUAAGAUUCUUAUGAACAUUGAUGAAAAUAAUAACAAGUUGAAAUCUUUUGUAAACUUUAAUGGGUUAAAUGAGGUACAGCAAAAUGUGUUGAAUGAAUUAUUUCCAAAUGUUUCAAUGUCGAUAAAUGGCAACACCAUUCAACCACCUAACAACAACAACAACAACAACAACAACAACAACAAUAAUAAUAAUAAUAAUAAUGUGGUGAGUAAUAUGAACAUGUUGAAUAAUUUAGGACCUUCUAGUGGGCCCAUCACUUUAAAUGGAUUUAACAAUAACAUGAACAGUAGUAUGAACAGUAAUAAUAAUUCGACGAAUAUACAUCCCUUCGGCGAUAAAAGCUUUCUAGAGAAUAUCCUGAACGAACAGAAUUGUAUUAAUUAUUUAUUAAUAGAAGACAAGUUAACAGAGAAUUUGUUAAGAGAAAAUAAUUUUUUGAAAUGUGAAUUUACUAAAUACAAUAUUGUUGAUUUAUUUUAUAAGAAUAAAGUUAGCGAAACAUUAUUAGAUAAUUUAAAAAGUAUUAUGUUAAACGAAUAUGAUUUAUUAGAAAUUUUAUCUUGUGAAAAAAAAUUUAGAAAUAUGAAUCGUAAUGUUGAUGGCUCAUAUAAUGAAAAAGAAGCCAUUCAAAUAUUUUUUGAUGAUAAUAAAGAUGCUGUAGAUUUCUUCAAAGAAAAAAAAUAUCAAAGUCAUUUGUUCAAUAAUAAUAAUGAAGAAGAUGAUUAUGAUGAUGAAGAUGAUAACGAUGAUGAAGAUGAUAACGAUGAUGGUAGGAUUCAUUUGAACCAACAUACUUAUCUUCCAAAUAAUAAUAGUCUAAUGAAUAGAGCUAAAAUAAUAUUAAGAACAGAAUUAGAAUAUGAAAAGAAACAUAUUAUAAUUGAUACACAUUAUUUAUUAAAAAAUAUUUUUGAAAAAAAUUUAUAUCCAUAUAAUUGUUUAAAAAUGUUAGAAAAAUGUUUAUUAUUUUUAUCUUCAGUAAAUAAUAAUAAAUUAUGUUAUUACUUACCUAUAAAUAAAAAUCUAUUAAUUGAUUAUAUUUUAUUAGAACAAUAUGAAAAUAAUGCAACAUAUACUACUAAUAUGUCAAAAACAACAGAUGAUAAAAUAAAUCAAAAAGAUACUUAUAAUAAAACACAAGAUGAACAUAAUCGAUUUUUUAAAAUUAAAAAUAAAAAAUAUAAUAAUUUCUUAUCCUUAUUAGAUAUACAAAAUAUGAAUAAUACAACCAACUAUAAAAAUGUUUUUAUACAUAAUCUAAAUAUGUCAAAAAAAAUUAAAGAUGAAAAAGAAAAAAAUAUCAAACAAUAUAAAACUAUGCAUUUACUAGAUAUCUUAUAUGAUAUUAUUAAAACAAAAUAUAAUGCCUCAGUAGAUAUAAGUAAUUUAAAAUGCUUAUGUAUCGAAAUUUUAUGUUCCAGUUUUGUCAAAAAUUCUUCAUCCGCAUUAUCCGUUCUAUGUACCUUAACACAAAUAUUUCCAGACAUCUUUUUCGAAACCAUGAAAAAAUACACAGAACAUAAUGAUAUUCUCAAAAAAAAAUUAGAAUACAUAGAUAAACAACUAUUAUUAGGGCAAAUAAAAAAUGAAACAUUACAUCAAAUAGCACAAAAUUUCCACCAACCAACUUUUAAUUUAAAAAUUAUUAUUACAUUUAUGAAAUGUGUAAAUUAUCUUUUAUAUAUGAUUGGAAUAAAAAGAAAAUUUAACAUGUCCUUAAGUAGAAUAUGGUACUUUUUUAAUAAUAUUGAUAAAAUAGAAGAAAUCGAUGAAAAAAUCAAAAGACGAAAAUUAAAUCAUACAAAUCAACAAUAUAUGGACACACAACAUUUAAAAGAAGGAAUAAAUCAAAACAAUCAUUAUGAUCAUGAUAAGAAAAAAAGCUCAUCUAGUUAUAUCUUUUUUGAUGUAUUCUUUAAUUUUGAUUUAUUUUUUGACGAACUAGAAAAGGAAGAUGAUCAAGACGAAGGUAUUGGGUAUAAUGAACAUGGAUACAACAGCAAUAAAAAGAAAAACAGUAACAAUAAUGUUGAUCAUGAUAAUAUUAAUAAUAAUGUGGAUGUGUAUGGGCGUGAGAAAUAUAAUACAGAUACAUAUUUAAAUGAAGAUCAUGUAUUAACAAAUAAAAACCAAAAUACGAUAUAUGGUAAUAAUAAAGAAAAAUUAAAAGAUAUGCCAUAUGAUAAUAAUUAUAAUGAUGGUGGUCAUCAUGAUCAUGAUAAUAAUAAUGAUCAUAAUAAUGAUAUGUAUAAUAAUUGUUUAAAAAAAAAAUUAAUGAUUUCAGAUGAUGAAAAAAAUAUCUGUAAACAUUUAAUUUUAUUAACCAACUAUAUUGUACAAGAUAUUUUUUAUAAUUUAAUAAAUAAUUUUAUAUUAAAAAAAAUAAAAGAAAAAAAAUAUGAAAAAGAAGAUCUUUUAGAAGAACAUAUAAAAUGGGAAAUAUUGAUGAAUAAACAAGAAAAUUCUUUUUUUAAAAGAAGAUAUAAUUUUUAUAUGCAUAAAUCAAAACAUAUAGAAUUACAAAUAAAUCAAAUGCAAAAUCAAAUUAAUAUAAAUAAUACUUCUAUAGUACAAUUAGAAAAUGUACUUAAACAAAAUAAUGUACCCUUUGAACCUUAUAUUAUAUCACAAAGAAUGUUUGAUAAAUCAUUUGCUGAUACAAAUCAUACAAUAAAUAAUAAUAUGGGUCAUAAUUAUAAUACACCUGGUAUAAUAACAUCCAACUUGUUAACAAAUUCAUCACAAGCGAAUAAUCAAAACAAUUCUUCAGCAUUAUCAGGUAUUAAUAUGUCAUCAUUAUUGGAUAAUAAAUCUAGAUCAACUAAUUUUUUUUCUACCAAUACCUUUAACCAGGCAAAUAAUAUCUCACCCUUUUCGGGUGUUAAUAGUAAUAAUAAUAAUAAUAAUGUAAAUAGUAAUGUAAAUAGUAAUUUAAAUAAUAAUGUGAAUUCUCCUUUAUCGAUGUUUGGAACGACCACUGUAUCUCCUUCAUUAGAUAAUACAAGAACAAAUUAUGAAUCUUCUAUGAGAGUAGCAUCCUAUUCACAAGGUACCAACGCAACAAUAAAUAAUACAAAUACAGGUGGUAAUAUAUUUUCUUCACCUUUAUCCAAUUCAUUAAAUCAAGGAAUUACAAAUGCAAAUGCAAAUGCAAAUACAAUUACAAAUACAAAUGCAAAUAAUAUUUUUAAUAUAAGUAGUAAUUCUGCCUUGUUGAAUAAUAGUUCAAAUAAAUUAUUUGGAACAACUACAAAUACUGCAUCGUCAUCAAAUUUGUUAGGAAAUAAUAAUAUAUCAUCUGGAAUGUUUAGUCCUUUAUCUAACAACAUUAAUAACAAACCAAAUUUGUUUUCUGGUGCUAAUCAAAACAAUCUGUUCAGUAAUACAAAUAUGUCGAGCAGCCCUAGUUUAUCAUUAAAUAAUACUACAAAUACAAUUGGAGGUAACAUAAAUAGUUCAGGACAAAAUUUUAUACAGAAUCAAAAUAAUAUUUUAACUAAUCAAACAUUAAGUAAUAGCAUAUAUAAUAAUAAUAGUAAUUUAAAUUCAAAUAAUUUAUUAUUACCUGGUCAACAACAAAAUAAUACAUCUCCAUUUUUAACAAACAUGGGAACAAAUGCGUCAUCACCUACUUCGUCUAUUUUUAAUCAAUCGAAAGAUUUGAUAUCAAGUAAUAAUUUAAAUAUAGGUACUUCAACUACUAAUAUAUUUGGAACUACAAGUAGUAAUAAUAUGAACAAUAUGAAUAGUAUGAAUAGUAUGAAUAGUAUGAAUAAUAUGAAUAGUAUGAAUAGUCUGUUUUUGGGUCUCCAACAACAAACCCAAUCAACAACAACAACAACAAAUAAUAAUAAUAAUAAUAAUAUCUUUUCAUCGAGUGGUAAUACAAAUAAUAUGUCCUUGUUUAAUAAUCCAAAUGGUUUAAGGAAUAAUAUGUUUACGUCUACAAAUCCAUUAAAUGCCUCAUCCACUAAUAACUUGAACUCUAAUAAUAAUAUGAAUCAAGCGCCCUCGUUAUUUUCUAAUAUUACAUUUAAUAUGUUUAACAAUAAUAAUAAUAGUAAUAUUAAUAAUAUGAACAAUAUGAACAAUAUGAACAAUGUGAAUAAUGUGAACAAUAAUAAUGUGAAUAUGCCACAAUUUAAUAAUAUCGAAGAAUUAAAAAGAUAUUAUGAAGAUUUAAAAUUAAAAACGAAUGUAUUAAAUGCUGAGGUUUAUAAGUAUAAAAUAGAGUUAAAAAAAAAUGAAUAUAAUUUAAAUAAAGACAAAAAAAUUCAAUUAUUAAAAGAAAAUAAAUUAAGGGAAAAUAAAAGUAAAUCAGAUAUAAAUUUUAAAGAUAAUGAAAUGUAUAUUUUGAUUAUAUUAGUAUUCAUGUAUUUUAAAUUAAUAUUAAAAGGACCUCUUCCUAAUGAUAAUAAUAAUAAUAAACAAUUAAACCGUGUAAUGAAUGAACGAUAUGAUUACUUAUGUGAUUUUAGACCUACCAUGUAUUUAUUUGAACAAAUAUUAGGAGAAUCGAAUAAAUUUAUGAAUUUGUUUUUUAAUAUUAUUUUCUUAGAUAAUAUUAUUCAUGAGGAAAAUAAAAAUAUGGAAGAAUUAUUAUUGAAAUGUAAAAAUUAUUGUGAUUUUAUAAAUGUGUGUAAUCAAGAAAAAUCUUUCUUUUUUAAAAAAAAAAAUCUAUACGAUGAUACAAAAAAUACUACAAAAUUAAAAAACACAAAGGAUUAUCAUAACGAAAACAAUAAAGAUAGUGAUAACAAACAAAAUUUUAAAAACACUAGUAUUGAUGUUGAUAGUAAUAAUAAUAUCUUUACGUCUAUGACAUCUGAAAUAUUUUUUAAUAAAAAGUUACAGUAUUUAACUUGUUCCUAUUCUAAAGAAUAUUAUAAUUCUUUAUUUUUUUAUAAAAUAAAAUCUUUAGGACUAGGAAUAUUGAAAUUAUUGUUUGAAAGAGAUGUUCUAUUUAUACAUAUGUAUAAAUUAUGGAAAAAUGAAAAAUUAUUGAAAAAAAGAAUGGACAAAUAUAAAUUCGACCUUAACAUUAUAGAUCCUAAUAAUAAUGAUGAUAAUAAAAAUAAUGAUAAUAAUAAAAAUAAUGAUGAUGAUAAAAAUAAUGAUAAAAAUAAUGAUGAUGAUGAUGAUGAUGAUAAUAUGAAAAAAAGAGGACCAUCUACUGAAUAUUUAGAAAAAAAACUUAAUAUGACUGAAUCAUUAUGUUCCCCUAUAUGUGUUCAUAAUUUUUUAUUUAAAAAUAUUAAUAUAAAUUCACGAACCACUUAUUUAAUAUUAUUAUUAAAGAAUUUUUUUAGAGAUAAUGAAAUGAAUAAAGUGAUCAUAUAUUUUAUUCUUCAAAUUUUUAUUAGAGAUUGUAAAACAACUAUUAAUAUCUUAAAAAGAGAUAAUGAAUCUUUUAAUUUCUUGAAAUAUGCCUUGAGAAGUAUAUUUAUUUAUAAUUUGAAUAAACAGAAAUUUAAUAAUUGCUUUAUUAUAUCAAAUAGGACUAUAAAAAUGAAAAAUAUCAUAAACAAUUUUGUUGAUUUGCCUCUUUUAUAUUUUUUAAAAAAUUCCAAGGAUGUAAAGAAUAAAAUGUUACUUAGGAAUUUGAAGAAUAAGUUGGAUAAGCACAGGGACUCUGGUCACCUGGAAAAUAAAAAGAGUGUGUUGAAUACAACUAAUUGGUUAUCUUAUAUGAAUAAGGGGAAUUAUGAGAACGUCGAAGAGGGGAACCAUGUUGAUGAUGCUGACGGGGACUAUGAUGGUGAAGAUGAUGUUGAAGAUGAUGAUGAUGAUGAUGAUGUUGAAGAUGAUGAUGAUGAGGAUGAUGGUGAAGAUGAUGAUGAUGAUGAGGAUGAUGACGAAGAUGAUGAUGAUGAUGAUGAAGAUGAUGACAUUUUUUAUAGUAAACACCCAAGUAAUAAUUUAAAAAAGAAACAAAACAAAGGUACAAGAAAAAGUGUACUGCAUCUAAAAACUGAGAUGUAUAAUAAAAUGAAAUACUUGAAUAAUAGACAGAGAAAAAUGAAAAAGAAAAAUAAAUUUGGUUAUAAUAAUGUAGAAAAUAAUAUUGACUUUGAUGAGAAUGUUGAUUAUAAUGGAUUUAUAUCUAAAUAUAAAAAUAUGAAAUUAAGAGAAAAAUAUGAAUCGAAAUAUAUUUAUGAUUAUUUAUCGGAUAAUGAUUUGAUAGAUACAAUUAAAAGUAAAAAGAUUUGUGUAUUUUAUGAUAAUAAAGAAAAAGAAGAUGAAAAUGAAAACUUUUCAUUAUACAAUUCAAUAUCAGAAAAUUUUAAUGAUGGUUAUUCAAAAAUAGAUUAUUAUAAUGAAAUCAAAUCUCUUGAUUAUAAUAUUAUCGGAUAUUGUAGUUCAUAUAAUUUUUUGCCUAUAAAUAAUUUUUAUACAGAAAAAUAUGACUUUAUAGAAAAUGAGUUAGUAUAUAUGAGUGAUUUAAAGUUAUAUUUUUAUGUAAAAUCUUUUAAGCGACAUACGUAUUUUACGAAAUUAUUAAAUAUUGAAAAUGUAGGGAAAAAGAAAAAUUAUGAUAAAGAAGGGAUAUAUAAAAAUGUGGAUAUAGAUUAUUACAAUAUGGAUAACGAAAAUAAUAUUAUGAAUAAUAAUUAUAAUAAUAAUAAUAAUAAUAAUAAUAAUAAUAAUAUAAUAAAUGAUAAAAAUAUUUAUAAUAUAAAUAAAGAAAAUGAUCUGAAUUCUGUAAAUCAAAAAAUGAAUACAAAUCAUGAUAUGAAUUUAAAUUUAGUGAAAAAUGAAAUAGCAUUAAAUAAUACAGAUGGUAAUAAAAAACAGAUAGAUGAAUUAAAUGAAGCUAUAUCAUAUAUUAAAAAUGAUAGUUAUAUAAAAACAGAUGCUUCAAAUAAUAUUGAACAAAUUAUAGAUAACGAAAUCAAAUAUUAUGAUUUCUUUAAUAAACUAAAUAAGAUGAAUGAGAAUUUAUUAUUUUCUAAUAUUUUACAAAAUAGUAGAGAAGAUAAAAUAAAAUAUUUAGAAUAUAUAAAAAGUAUCGUAGAAAAUGAUAAAAAGUACGAUCCAAAUAAUAUUCAUGGUAAUAAUAAUAAUAAUAAUAAUAAUAAUAACAGCAACAAAUUAAAUAACAAUUUGUUACAUCCAUUAAUUGAUUUGUUACAAGCCAAAAAAAAAGAAACAGAAAAAAAAAUUAGUAACGAAUUAAGAAAAAAAAAUAUUUUUAUGAAUAAUGAAUUGUGUGAAUGGAUUGAACUAAGUCAUUUAUUAAAUAUAGAUAUUGAUUAUAAUGAUAUUAGAAAUAUAAAUAAAAAAAAAAAAAUUUUAAAUAAUUAUAGUAAAACACCAAUAACAAAGUUGAUAUUAUAUUUUUAUGAAAUAAUUACAAGGAAAUAUUUAUUUUUAAAUAAUUCAAAUGCAAAUUCAAAUGCGAGAUCAGAUUCGAGAUCAGAUUCUUUAAUAGAAAAUUGUAUACUUUCCUUAUUAGGUCUAUCGUUUAUACCUUCGAAGAAUGUCGAAAAGAAAAGAACUAUGUCCUCGAAUAUGGAAGAAGGUUUAGAAUUAGAAAAUGAUUGCUUUUUAAAUUGUCUGAUAAAAGAAAUUGUAAUUAAAUUUUCUAGUUAUGAUAAUAUAUCAGAGUUAAUUUUUGUAGAUUAUUAUGAUGAAAAGGAUUCAUUUUAUAAAUGUAAUAUAUUAAAAGAUGGUAAGACAAAAAAAGGGCAUAUGGUUAAGAAAAACAGAAAAGGGAUAGAUUUACCUGAUGAUAUGAAAAAAAAUGUGUAUGAAAAUAUGAGGAGUGGUGAUAAUUAUGAUGAUGAUAAUAAUUAUGAGGAUGAUAAUAAUUAUGAGGAUGACAAUAAUCAUGAUGAUGAUGAUGAUAAUAAUAAUUACCUUUAUGAUAAGAAUCAACUAAGAAAAGGAAAUAAAUGUUUUGAUGAUAAAAAUUAUUACACGUCUAACCUUUUAAAAAGGUAUGAAAGUAAAGAUUAUUAUAAAAAGAAUAUAUUUUUAAACAAUAUUAAUAACAUAAAACAAUACAACAUUUUUGAAAAGAAUUCUUAUUUUAUUAAAAGUUUGAAUAUUAUAUAUAUGCUAUCAAGAAAUAAGAAAAUGAAAGAUUAUAUUAUUAGUUUCAUAAAUAAAAUGUGGAUAAAUAAAUUUAAUGUGUUUUAUUAUAUAACACAACAUGUAAAUAUACAUAAAUUAAAAGAUACAGAAAAAAUUUUAUUUUAUAAAAUAUCCUUUCAUAUGUUAAAUAUAUUUAUACCCAUAAUUGAUUACAUAUUGAAUAAUAUAGAUAAAUAUGUAGAAUGUUUUAUGGAUAUAAAUUUUAUAAGCGAUACCUGGGAAAAUAACCAGAAAGAAGAGAAUAAGAAACAACAAAAUGUAAAUAAAGAUGGUAUUAAUAAUGUACAUAAAAAUUCUUUGGAAGAAGGAAAGAAACACACACAGAAAUACACACAGAAAGAAAAAAAAAAUUAUACGAAUAAUAUAUAUGAUAUUAUUAAUAAAGACAAUUUUGAUGAAAAGAAAAAUAUAUUUGAAUUUUUAAAUCCUAUAUUUAAUUAUGAUAAUGUACAGAAUUUUAUAAAUCAUUAUAUACAUAUUAUAAAGAAUUAUAAUGAUACUUAUUUAAAACAUUAUAUAUAUCAUUAUUAUUUAUUUAAUUAUGAUUUUACAUUUCAAAAUGUGUAUAAUUAUUCAAAUAUUGAGCAUAUUCACUAUAUAAAAAAUGAAACGAAUCCUCCUCCAUGUAGCAACAAUAAUAAUAAUAUUAAUAAAUAUAAUAAUAAUAAUAAUAAUAAUGUCCAUUUAUUAUAUACCAGUAUUAUUAAUACGUAUGUAAAUUUUUGUGCGUGCCCUACCAAACUUAAUCAAUAUAAUAGUAGUAAUAAUAAUCGUAUUUCCCAAUAUAAAUUUUUAUAUGAUAACUAUUGCAUGUACAAUAAUCAGAAUUGUGGUAGUAAUGAACUUGAAGAUGGACUUCAAUCAAAUAAAAGGAAAGAUAAAAAAAAAAAAAACUAUAACAAUAAUAAUAAUAAUAAUAAUAAUAAUGAACAUAUGUUUGAUAGUUAUUAUAUUAAUAAAGUCGAAGAAGAUGAGAUAGAUUCGAUUGGUGAUUCGCGAAAUGAUAAUAAUCAUAACAAAAAAAAUGAUGAUAGUUGCUUAAACUUUGAACAACUAAAUGAAAUUAUAGGAAAUCAGACAUACUUAAAAACUUUUUUAAAUAAAUAUUAUUUAAACAAAAGUUGUAUUAAUUAUAAUGAGAAAUUCGAAGGAAAGAAACGAAUACGAGAAGAAUUAAAAGAAUAUUAUUAUUUACAAAAAAAUGUAUAUAUAUAUAAUAGUUUAAAUUAUUUAAAUAUUAAUUAUAAAAAUUGGUUAUUAGUAUAUAAAACAUAUAUAGAGAAAAUUACCUAUUUGAUUGAUAUCGUAUUAAAAAUCAAAAGUAAUACUGUAAAUAAAAAGAUAUAUUAUUUAAAGAAUUAUUUUUAUAUAAUAAAUAAUAUUCAAAAACAUUUAAAAAAUAUAACCUUUGUUAUAAAAUCGUCUUAUUACAUUAAUUUUAAUAUUCAAAUAACACCUAUAUUAUUUAUUGUAUAUCUAUUUAUUAGUAUAUUUUUCUUUUCACAUAAUAAAAAAUUUGCAUUUACAUAUUUAUCACAUAUUAAUAAAGGGUUUCAUAAUCUGUUUAAAAAUAAAAAGAAUUUCAUGUUAAGGUGUAUAGAACAAAGCGACAAUGAAGAUGAUUACGAUAAAGAGUGGAGAGAACAAGAAAAGAAAAAGAGUAAAACCAAAAAAAAACUCUUAGAAGAUAAUGAAAAAUUGGGAAAUGAACAAGGGGAUAAGACGGAUGGAAAAAAUAAAAGUAACCACAACAAUAAUGAAAAUGAUGAUAAUAAUGAAAAUGAUGAUAAUAAUGAAAAUGAUGAUGAUAAUGAUAAUGAUGAUGAUGAUAAUAUUAAUGAUAAGUAUGAUAAGUUUAAAAUGGAAAAUUUAAAGUAUAACAAAAAAUUAAAAAUGUCUAGUCUUUUUUCAAAAAAAAUUAUGCAUAAAGAAUUUCAAGGAAAUAUAUUAAAUAUACCUCCCAAAAAAAAUAUAUACAAUGAUUCGAAUAUAAAUAUUAAUGACACCUAUCCAUAUAUGGAUGUUCGUAAUAGUGUUAAUGAAUUAAGAGGUAGUAAUAAUAAAAAUUUCAUGUCGUUAAAUAAUAUAAAUGAUUCUAAUGUAAAUAAUGAAAGUUAUCUUAAUCAUCAUCAUAAUAAUAAUACAUUUUUUAGUGAUAGUUAUUAUUAUAUGAAUUCAAAUAAAAAGAAUUUAAAGAAAAAAGAUGUUAAUGUAUUAUCAAACGGAUUAUCUUACAAUAAUAAUAAUAAUAUAAAUUUGAUUGAUGAUUUAUAUGAUCAUUUUGCGAACAGUGAAAAAAUAUAUUAUGAUAUUCAUAAUGAAUAUUCAAAAUUGAUGUUAAAAAGUAAUGAAUUUUUUGAUGAUUUAUUAGAAUUAUUAAUAAUAUUAAUAACAAAAAAGCAUCCUAUAUUAAAUAAAUAUACUAUUAUAUAUAUAUAUGAAUGUUUAUAUACAUUAUUAAAUAUAUAUCACUAUAACAAUAAUAAUAAUAAUAAUAAUUAUAAUCAUAAUAAUCAUAAUAAUAAUAAUUAUAAUUAUUACAAUAAUUAUAAUAAUAAUUAUGGUUAUUAUAAUAGUAUAUCCAAUAAUGAAGAAUAUGACAAUAUGGGGCAUACCAAAAAUAUGUUUUUAUCCUUAAUAAAAAGAAUUGAUCAACAUAUUUUGAAUCAGUUUAUAAGCACAUUAUUUAUUGAUUCUUAUAAAAAUUUUUAUAUAAAUAGAAAUACCAUUAUACCUAUAUAUUUUUAUAAUAACAUUUAUAAAUUUAUUGAUUAUAACACGGAAGUUUUUAUGUAUUAUGAAGGUAAAAAGAAAAUAUAUAAUACCACCACUGCAAAUAGUAGUAGUAGUAAUAAUAAUGAUAAUUAUAACUUUUCUUAUUAUCCUAACAAAGGUACUAAUAAAGGAGGAGAUUUUCAUGAUAAAAAAAAAAAAAAAAAUUAUUACAACGCACAAAAAAGUGUACACUUUUUGUUAAGAGGAGAAAGCAAUCAAAUGAAUAAUACCAACAUUAUGAAUGUAAAUAAAAAAAAAUCAAAUUUUAUAUCGAGGAAAAGUCAACUGUUCACUGAUACAGAAGACUUAUUAGAUAGAAAGAAAAAAAGAAAAUAUAAAACAAGGGGAAAAAAAUAUUUUAAAUAUGAUAGUGAUAUAAAUUAUGAAGAUGAUAUACAUGAUGAAGAUGACGAUAAUGAUAAUGAUGAUAAUAAUGAUAAUGAUGAUAAUAUUAUAUAUAAUAACAAUAGUGAUAUAUAUAACCAUAAUAAUAAUAAACUUACGAACUUUAAUUUAAAACAUGGAUUAAAAAAUCAAAUUCAUCUUAAUAAUAAAAGUCUGAACAUUUAUGAAGAAGCAUAUUGUUGUAACUUUUUAUAUAAUAAAAAUGAUUUGAAUCUUUUGAGCAUUAAUUUAUUAAUAUUUUUAUUAAAUAAAAUUGGUUUAUAUGAAAUAGAUAUAAAAAUUGAUGAGAAUAAUAUAAAAAAUGUAAUUAAAGGUAAUUUAUUUUUAUUUCAUCAACAUUUAAACAAACAACUAGAAAAUAAAAUUUUACACACAUGCUUUUUAUUAUGUGCUUUAUGCGAUACUACAUAUAUAAAUGAAUUUGUUUUUAAAGAAGAUUUAUUUAAUUUAUUUUUAAAAAGUAAUAUUUUUGAUAAUCUAUAUGAAUAUAAAUUUAAUAAUUUGUCACCAAGUAUUUCUUUUUUAACAUUUCCUACAAACUUCUUACUGAACAAAAAUAUUUAUAUCCCUCUCCCUGUUUUGAUCAUUGCUUAUAUAUCUGUUAUAUUAAAGGUUGUUGAUAAGAAAGGAUUAUAUUUAUUUAAUACAAUAAGUAAAUGGAUUUUAAAAAAUAUUAAUAUUUUUAUAAAUCAUCUUAUAAUUAAUAAUUAUUUAAUGAAGUCAAAUGAAAUAGCUUAUGAAGUUAAUAAUUUUACAACAAAUAAUCAUAAUUUAAUAUAUAAAUGUUUAUGUUAUUCAUCAACUUGUAACUUUACGAAACACAGAAAAACAAAAUCAAAUCAUCAUAAUAAUAUCAUGAUGCAUGUUGAUAAAUCCAAAAAAAAUAAUCACACAAAAAAAGAUUUUUUUAAUAUGAAAAAUAAUGAUCUUCAUAAUAAGAACCCUUUACUUUUUGAUAGUUUAUAUAAAGAAGAUAUUCAUGUUGAUGAAAAUAAAUCAGAAGAAUAUAUUAAUCAUACCAACGUUGACGUGGUUAAUUUGGAUAUUAUAUAUUCAAGCACCUAUUAUUUGUUGAGACUAUAUAAAAAUUAUCUGCUCUACAUACAUCAGAAUUAUCUUGGCAUGAAGAAAUUAAAAAUUGCUGAAAUGAAUAAAAUGAAGCAAGAAAGACGAAAGUUGAACAGUAAAAAGAAAAAGAAAACAAUAACGGAGGACAAUAAAGAUGAGCUUAUAGAUUCGGAUGAUUAUGAGGAAGAACAUGAAAAUGUAUAUGAAGAAGAGGAUUAUGAGGAGGAUGACGAUGAUGAAGAUGACGAUGAUGAUGACGAUGACGAUGACGACGACGACGACGACAAUAAUAAUAAUAAUAAUAAUAAUAUAAGAAGAAACUUACGUAAUAUAAAAAGUACGUACACCCAUUUGUACAAAGAAAGGAAAAAUAAAUACAUUUAUAACAAUUAUGAUGAUGAUGAUUAUGAUGGUGAUGAUGAUAGUAAUAAUAGUUAUAAUAACAUAUUUAAAACACAAAACGAUUAUGAUAGGAAUACCAAAAUAUAUAAUAAAAACAAAUUAAAUAAUUUAAAUAAUUAUUAUGAUACAUGUAAUAAUAAUAAUAAUAAUCUUGAUGAUUAUAAUAAAAAGUUUAUAAAAGACGAUGAGAAUUUUAUAUUAGAUAAAACAUUAAAUUUUGAGUUUAAUGAAAUAUCAUUAAAUAUAUGUAAUAUAAUUAAAGAGCAUACAUAUAUACUUCAAUAUAUUAAAGAUCUUUUAAAUAUCUUAUCCAUAUUUGUUAUAUAUGAUAUAAGUUUAAAAGAUGAAAAUGAUUUAUUAAAUAAAAAUUUAAAUAAUGUUACAUUAGAAAAACGAAAAAAAAAUAUUAGAACACACAGAAUAUUACAAAAUAUUAUACCUAAAUAUUCAAUUAAAUUUCAUUGUAUUAAUUUAUGUUUAGAUAUUAUAGAAUAUGAUAUAGGAUUAUAUGAUGAAUAUGUUCAACAAUCAAAAACAAAAUAUUAUGAAUAUAUAAAAAUAAUUUUAAAGGUAUUUAUGAAUACAUGUUUUUAUUUUAUUAAUAUUAUUAAAUAUGAAAAUUUUCAUAUGUUAAAAAGUGUAUCUAUGGCUAUGAAAAAAUUAACAAAUAUUAUAUAUUUCUUAUUAAAUAAUUUAACCAUAAAAGAAAAAGCAAAUGAUAAUAAAAAUCAAACACUCUUAAAUAAAUUUAUUUAUGAUAAAAGUGGAUUCAAAAAAAAUGCUCAUGAAAUUACAACAGAAUUAUUUAAUACAGAUUAUAAUAUUUUUAAUGAUAAAAAAUAUACAUCAGAUAAUAUUAAAAAGUUUUUAGAAAAUAUAGAAAUUGAUAUCCUAGUUCUUAAAAAAAUUCUAACAUGUGUUAUAUAUUUUACAUAUGCUAUGUUAAGUAAUCAAAAAGUUCAUAAAAUUAAUAUCGAACAUAUCAAUUUAAAUCAUAUUAACAAAAUUAAUUUAAAAAAAAUUGCAAAUAAAUAUUUGGAAAAUAAUAAUAUUUUGAAGGUUUUUACAUUCAUCUUACAAAGAUCAACUCAGAUAUAUUACCUCCUGUAUAAUUACGCGACCAAAUCGUAUACCAAGUGA
Messenger RNA from Plasmodium falciparum 3D7, 18234 nucleotides. It is a transcript of the gene NUP637, whose product is annotated as putative nucleoporin NUP637. The record is from RefSeq and is a predicted model, not a curated record. NCBI's taxonomy places the organism in Eukaryota, Apicomplexa, Aconoidasida, Haemosporida, Plasmodiidae.